AUGGCGGCGCUCAGUGAGCGGGGAGAGAAGAUGAUCACCAUCAUCUCGGUGCUGAUCAGUCUCUCUCUCAUAUGCGUCAUUCUACGAAUCUUUGCGCGGAUAAAAAGAAGGAUCGGUUUUGGCAUGGACGAUUAUCUGUGUUUUGUGGCCACUAUCGCGCUGAUUUCUAUGCUGAUAGAAUUGGUCCUGUGGUGCACUAUUGGAGGCAAUGGUGAACAUAUAGGCGAUCUAAGCAAUCACACUCUGGUCUUGUUUUCGCAGAUCUUUAUCGCAAACCAAUUCUCCUACUUCCUGCUCUGUCCAACGCUAAAGAUAUCCAUCAUCUGCUUCUAUCGACGCGUAUUCUCCGUUCCGAUGUUCCAAAAAAUUACAAUGGGGUUGAACUGCCUUAUCGCCGCAUGGGGUACCGGCAUAUUUCUCGCUUGCGCGCUGCAAUGCAGACCGCUGAAUGCGUUUUGGGACCGGUCCAUCGACGGCCAUUGCUUCAACUUGAACACAUUCAUUAUCGUGAACCAGGCCUUCAAUGUCGUUAUGGACUUUGUUAUUCUAUUUCUGCCCAUCCCGAUGAUUUGGCGCCUGCAUAUGAGCACACGAGACAAAAUUGCGUUGAAUGGGGUAUUCGCGCUUGGCGGCUUUGUUUGUUUCGCGAGUAUAUACCGCAUCGUAACUCUAUUCUAUAUCAGUAGCUCAGACGAGUCUUAUACUGUCUACCAGGCAACUCUCUGGACUCACAUCGAGCCAUCAGUCGGUCUUAUAUGCGCCUGUCUCCCUACUAUUCGAGGCCUCUUUCCAGCAGGGAAACUGUCCCGGAAUACUAACGGCCCUUCGGAUUACAUUAAUUCAAAUGGAUGGAGUGGUUCCAAGUCAGGGAACUUCGUCGACACUCCCAAGAAGGCUGCCUUUGAGCGUCGUGACCACGAGCUAGAUCCGAUCAUUAGAGACGACAUUGACAGUGAGAGGAGUUUGGUGGCCAAUGGUGUCGGCCGUGGCACCAGGUUCAACGCGAUGAAUAUCAACGUUCAGACGGAGAUUCGCAUUCAGUCUGAGGCGGCGCAGGAGGAACAGAAAAGGGAAGAGUACGGUGGCACACUCAACGGCGAACAAAUACAUGGACAAGGGUUAGGGUUAUACGAACGCCCUUGA
This is a messenger RNA of Talaromyces marneffei, 1143 nucleotides long. RefSeq lists its product as uncharacterized. Lineage: Eukaryota; Fungi; Ascomycota; Eurotiomycetes; Eurotiales; Trichocomaceae. The record is from RefSeq and is a predicted model, not a curated record. The transcript is spliced from 5 exons. Bases 1 to 1143 code for a protein of 380 amino acids.